This is a messenger RNA of Aspergillus tanneri, 3510 nucleotides long. RefSeq lists its product as uncharacterized. Bases 1 to 3510 code for a protein of 1169 amino acids. Gene Ontology annotation, molecular function: transmembrane transporter activity. The record is from RefSeq and is a predicted model, not a curated record. NCBI's taxonomy places the organism in Eukaryota, Fungi, Ascomycota, Eurotiomycetes, Eurotiales, Aspergillaceae. Gene Ontology annotation, cellular component: membrane. The transcript has 12 exons. Gene Ontology annotation, biological process: transmembrane transport.
AUGUGGUCCGACAAGACCCAAUCGGUGGCCUACACCUCCCCCGACGAUGCAGUCUCAGCCAGAGGAGGAACCAGCCAGGACAAGAGGGACAUGUGGCGCGUGGGUCGAGACCAGGAGUUGAAUCGCAACUUUCGCUUCCUCUCGGUCUUGGGAUUCAGCGCGGUGUUGAUGUGUACCUGGGAGGCCGUUCUCUUUGGCUCUUCUUACGGACUAACUAACGGGGGUAAAGGAGGCAUGAUAUACACCUAUCUAGGGGGGCUCGCUGGAUUCAGCUUCGUCAUCCUGUCCAUGGCGGAGAUGGCCUCCAUGGCUCCAACCUCUGGCGGCCAGUACCACUGGGUUUCGGAAUUCGCACCCCCCAGUUGUCAAUGUAUAUUGAGCUAUCUCACCGGCUGGGUCUGCGUCUUGGGCUGGCACACGGGCAUCGCGGGAUGCUCCUACACCGUGGCCAACAUGAUGGUCGGGGUGAUUGCGAUCAAUUACCCAGAUUCAUACGUCUACCAGCCGUGGCAUGUUACUUUGCUUGUCAUUGUCGUGGCGCUGGUGGCCCUGCUGUUCAACACUCUGCUAGCGCAGAAGUUACCUCUUAUCGAGGGGAUUAUCCUCAUUGUUCACUGUUUUGGAUUCUUCGGUAUUUUGAUUCCACUCUGGGUGCUGUCGCCAACUACCCCGGCAUCCGAUGUGUUUGGGUCCAUUGAGGAUCGUGGUGGAUGGGACAACAAUGGUCUGUCCUGUCUGGUAGGUCUAGUUGGGCCCAUCUAUGCCUUGAUCGGUCCUGACUCGGCCGUCCACAUGUCCGAGGAAAUCCGCGACGCCUCGCGCGUCCUUCCCCUGGGAAUGAUCUGGACGCUGAUUCUCAACGGGUCAACCGGUUUCAUCAUGAUUGUCACCUUUGCCUUCUGCAUCGGGGAUAUCGACAAGGUGAUGGAGUCGCAGACCGGAUUCGCGUUCAUCCAGGUCUUCUUGGACUCGACCGGAUCCGUCCGAGCCGCCACUGGCAUGACCGCUGUGAUAAUGAUCAUGCAGUUUUGUGCGGCUAUCAGCAACGUCGCCACAACGUCAAGACAGGUUUAUGCGUUUGCUCGUGACAAGGGGCUUCCUUUUUCUUCUUUCUUCGCAACGAUUAAUCCGACGUUCACUGUCCCUUUCAAUGCCCUCUGCGUUAGUCUGCUUAUCGUGUCCCUCCUCGCGCUGAUCAAUAUCGGCUCUUCGGUAGCUUUCAACGCUAUCAUGUCGUUGGGAACGGCAGCAUUACUCUCCUCCUAUAUCAUCUCCAUUUCCUGCGUGCGAAUUCGUCGGUGGCGCGGACAGCCGCUUCCACCUACUCGUUGGAGUAUGGGCAAGUUUUCACCCUUCGUCGAUACAGUGUCUAUUCUCGUUCUAGCCGUCGUAUGGACAUUCAGUUUCUUUCCCUUGACGCGGGAGGUGGAUGUCCAAUCUAUGAACUGGAGCAUUGCCAUCUACGGGGGCGUGACAAUCGUGUCAUUGGGAUAUUACUUCACUUAUGCCAGGAAAGUGUAUAAGGGGCCGGUGACGAGGUUGUGCGUGGCCUUUGGAUCAGAAACUGUGGCCUUUCCGCGCUUUAAAAUUAAAUACGAUGAUUCUACAGAGAAAUCUCUGCAACGGAUCAAACAAAAUUUCAUUCAAUUUACCUCGCAGCUCCAACCACCGGACUAUGAACACUGGCUUAAGAAUGUCACGUUGAGGUUAAUUGAAGGCUUUCUUCGCUGGUAUCUUGAGAACCAUAAAGUUGAAGCACAGUCAGGAUUCCUAGUCUUCGCGCGAUACUGGAGAAUGGUUUGGUGUCGGGAUACGGACAGCCUGUUUCCUUAUCAGCUAAGGCGUCAGAUGACAUAUCUUGUAUGCACCACACUUACAGACGAGUACGAGCUUGACCUGGAAGGAAGGACACAGCCACCGGUUAAUAUUGAUGACCUCCUCUACAGUACCUAUCAUCUUAUGGCUGUGAGCAAGGUGUAUUUUCCCACUGUACGAUGUCGGCACCAGCAUAGUACCCUGAGAAAGAUGAUGACCUCGACAUCUGCACGCCCUGGAACGCUAGUCGAGUCUGCUGGGUACAUGAGAAGCAAUGACGCGCUGAAAUGGAAGGAUAUUGAGCUCUAUAUGGUAAAACACCCAGAAGAUCCGACUUGUCGGACUCUUCUUAUGAGAGCCACGCACAGAUUAAACAAGGGCAAGAGAAACAAGGGUGUCCCGCCAGUAUAUACAUAUACCGAGCGGAAUGAUAACCUCGGGCUUUGCGUUAUCCAGGACAUUCUGGAAUAUGCCUUUCUUGAUAAUGCUUUUGCCAGUGAGCGUAUUAAAGAACCGCGAGAUAUCUGGCUCUAUACCGAUGUCCCAGCUCAUCGACUCAGCACCCCUAUCCACUUUAAGAAGAGCGUGCAAGAUAUUCCAAUAUUCCGACGCGCUGUGCGAGAUUCUGAGGGCAAAUGGACCACCCAUCCCACACUACCCUACCAGUACGAUCGGGCGCGGGAAUAUGAGGUCUCUACCAGCAGGUCGGCAGGUUUUAAGACGCUUGGUUCUUUGUAUAAAUAUCGGAAAGGAGCCGCGUCCAAUUUGAGACAUCUCGAUGAGCACUCCCGAAAUAUUAUCAUGGGCCACAAGAGAAGCGCUACCUUUGCCUAUUACGUCCAGGUUCAGGAUGAUACACAAUCGGCCUUCAUGGAAACUCCUGCGCGAGAAUCUUUACUUAAGCUCGCUACCAAUGCGGGCUUGACUCGGGACGCAUCCGUACCACAAGAAUUGAGUGACCAGCGUAAGCAAGAGCUUGAGAAGGACUUAGAUCUCAUCAAACUAAAGCGCAAGCGCGACAUGAUUCGGGCCGAGGUGAUUGCAUUAUACCAUCAGUUGCACAAGGGUCGAGGCACGGAAUUGCAUACGGAAUUUAAAAAGGCUCAGAACAAAGUCAUAUCGGCAAGGAAAAAACUGCAUAAAGCUGCCAAGGAGGAGCAACACCAGGAUUUUUUCGAGAAUGUCGGGAAUCACAUUAUUGAAGGAAAUUAUCAGGCCAAGCCAGUUACUUUUGAACCUGACACGUCUCAAGUGGUGCCGGAGAGAAAAGCCCUUGCGGAUCUCGAGUUUAAAAACCGAGAUGUGGACAAAGUCAAUGAUGCAGAACUUGUUGAGGACCGUAUCCGUUCCCUUGAGAUGCGCCUGGCCCUUCAUCGCCUCGAAGUACCGAGGGCAUUGCAGAAGCGAAUCCGUUUCGACGAACCUCUAUCUAAGUCCUCUCAAGAUACUAUUCCCUUGAAGAGUGAAAGUGGACUUGAAUGCCCAGUCUGUCUUGGUCGCUCUGAUAUCCAUCCCAAGGCAAAAAAGUAUACAUAUGCUCGCAAAGAUACGCUACAAAGACACUUUAAAACGCAUCAGCUGCGGCAAAAAUUCCCGAACGGUCGCAUAUGCGAUUACCCUGGCUGUGAGGUCGUUUUGUAUUCGCUUCCGACAUAUAAGUUUCACCAGAAUAAAGUGCAUAAUAUUUGGCUAUGA